GACAAUCCUCCUUCCUUCAUCUUCUGCCUUGGGAAACCCAAUCCCUUGCCCAAUUCCAAUUCCAAUUCCAAGCAAGUCCACCAUGGCGCCAGGACCCAUCAUUGUCGAUCUUACGGAGAGCAGCAGCACCAAGUCCCCGGAAACGCCUCGUCAAGCUAGUAGUCCGAAACCCUACCGCAAAGUGUCACCCACCCUUCUGUUGCUGGGUGUCUUUGUGUAUGGCUUUUGUGGAGACUUGCACAAUCUCCCCACUGUCCUGGAAUGGGAUUUCAAGUACUCUGUCAACGUCACAAACAACAACAACAACAACAACAGCAGUACCACCACACAACAGCAUCACAAUCCUCCAAAGAAUGACUGGUCUUGGAUCAACACUUCGGGUGUCGUCCUGUCGCACAUCCAAGGAGAUCCCACUCGUUGUCGGGAUGUCAUUUAUACGGGAGACAGUCGAGAUCCUGCCACGGCCAAUCAAGAGAACGAUUACGUCCACGAAACUUGGAAAGGCAUGGCGCAUGUCGUCCGAACGGCACCCAUCCUCAACCAGACCUGCUUGGUUUUCUUUCAAAUUGGUGUUCCCUUUGUCAAUACUGACCUCGAACUCCACCCGGUAUGGGGACGAUUGCCAGCGACGGCAUUGAUUAUGCAGCUCUUCCAACGCGCCACUGUCUUUCUCUAUCUCGACACGGAUGCGCUCUUGGCAUCGCCCCAUCAUUCUCCCACCACCAUGUUUCAGGCAUUGUCCCACGAUUAUGAUGGGUACGGUCAACCUAAUAAACAACAACAACCCGCACUCAUUGUCAACAAACCCUACACAGGAUGGCUCUGUGGUCAGUGCGAACGAUUUGAACUCGAUCAUGGUUGUUUCAAUACGGGCGCACUGUUGUGGCGGCGAUCUCCCCAAGCCUACAUGGUUCUACAAAGGUGGUGGGAAUCGCGGUACCAAAACGAAACCAACAAUUUCUUUACAAACAAGAAAGAAUCGGACGACGACAGCGGAUCCUUUCAUGGUUGGUCCGGAGAUUCCACGGAACGGUUGGUUGGUGAUCGCAUGGGAGAACAGAAUCGACUCAUGUACAUUUACGGCACCAACCCGGAGGUCCACAAUGCCGUCUGGCCCGUCCCACGACAAAUCAGUCGCCCGCCGGAAAACUCGACCAGUUGUCCCAGUGAUAUUCAUGGUCAUACACCGUGUUUGCAAAACGAUUUUGCUCAUGCCGUCGAAUGGAAUGUGCCAGUGGACCAGCCGUCGUGUUUCAUCAAUCAUUAUGCCGAUGAAAAACCGCGCGUCAAAAACGUGACUGCGCUCAUGUUGCAGUACAGGGCUCAAUAAUAAAUGCAGUUGCGGGCGGAGUGGGCCUGAGGGUUGUCCUGAUUUGCUUCUUAUGUAUAUCAGGAGAGAAAGAGUGAGAAAGAGGAUGGGUCUUACUCAGUUAGCUUUCAACCACUGACGGCUCUUGGUGAGAGAUCCAACAUUCCCUCCCCCCCCAAUCCCCGUGACCAGGCCAGAUAUCCUCCUCGCUAGCUAGCUUCAUUUGAGUCUACUCUCAUUCUUCGCAUCGAUGUUCGUGCCCUUUCCUCUGUAGCUGGUGAUUCAUCGUCUCUCGCCUCU
Molecule: messenger RNA, 1609 nt
Organism: Seminavis robusta
Lineage: Eukaryota; Bacillariophyta; Bacillariophyceae; Naviculales; Naviculaceae
Source: the annotation of a GenBank genome assembly